UCCAACCAACCCUGCCCUGUCCUCCUCCCCCUCUUCCUCCCUCUCUCACGCACUUGUCCUCCGUCAGUCCUGUGCAGUAGCAGCAGCCUCUCUGGGAUGGACAGCUGCUAGAAGCGCAGCAGCAGCGGCAGCUCUCCCCCUCUUCGCUCCCGUGGAUGUUGGAGCGGCUAUGAUGUCUCCGCGGCUCUGGGCAGCUCUAUGCCUCCUCCUCACCGCCUCCUGCCGGCUCUGCGCGGCCGCCCGACACGGCUGCCUGUUUGAGAAGAAGCUCUGUCCGAGGGAUCAGCUGUGCAGCAAUGAUGGGUUGUUCGGACAGUGCCAGGCUCCUCACCAGGAGCCCAUCCAGUACCUGGUGUCUGUACCUGUCCUGCACAGGCUGCAGGCAGUCCUCAAAGACCUGGUGGUGCAAGGUCUGACGUGGAGGGAUGACAUCACCCAGGCCAUCAUCAGCCGAGAGCUGAGUCACGUUCCCACUGUUGGCUCCUUCUCUAAACCUGAUGAGAAGACGUCCAGAAAGCCAUCCAGAGUGUCAGGGCCCAGUCAGCGCAGGGUUCAGGGGCCAGAGGAUUCAGUUGACCCCAAGGUGGUGCAGCAGUACGUGGACUACAUGAUCCUCGACCCUUCCCGAUCCUCAGUUCACAUGCAGGCGCCUCUACUGGACCCGUACACCUACCACCAGCAGUACGGAUACCAGGAGGAGGAGGAGCGCUCCCUCAACUCCCUGGAUGAUAACCCAGCAUUCCCGCUCCUGGCUGCCCCGUCUCGCUCUGGAUCCCGUGGGAACUCUCUGGACCGAGACCAGCAGCUUCUCCAGGACCUGGUGUCCUUUUACCUCACCUCACCUUCCUCUUCGUCUUCUUCCUCCUCCUCCUCCUCCUCCUCACCUGUGCAGUCCCUGUCCCUACACAGAGGGGCAGUCGCUGCAGCUUCAGGGUUCCCCUCGUCCUCCUCGUCCUUCCCGGAGCUGGACUUCCCACUGGAUUAUGGCGAGGACUACGUUUCCCAGAUGUCCCAGCUCCGCAAGCAGCAGCAGGUUGAGAAGAAGGCACCAAAAGAGUAUGAUGCCCUGUUGGGACUGGACGAGCGUGCUCUGCAGAGGCUGGCGCUGCUGCUAGACCACUAUGGUCUCGACGUGAAGGAUCUGUCCCCUGAGCAGAAGGACAAGCUGCCAGCCGCUGUGAAGCAGCUGGAGGGCUCCUACGUCCACAAACAGAUUCAAGAUAAAUAUGGAAACGAUGCUGCUACAGGAAAGAAGGUCACUGAGGGUUUAGUGGCGUAUAGAGUGGUCAGCCCCAAGGCGCCGCCCUCCACCAUUCCAGCCCAGAAGGAGCCUCCUCCCACUGUAACAUCCAAACAGGACAGACUGGGACAGACUGGGGACAAAGUGGGCUACAUCGUCACCAACCAGAGCCCCCUCAGUCUGAACGAUGGGGUGCGCGUGUUGCAGCUGCUGUCAGAGAGGAUCGGCCUCUCCGCCGGCUCCUUCACCAGCAUCAGCGUCGUCGGACCUGCCAUCACCUUCAGGGUCAGACCCAACUCUGAGAACCUGACGGCUGCAGAUGUGGCAGACAAAGCAGUUGCAGAGAAGAGCUUCGUGGAGUCAGAGACGGGCCUGAAGGUGCUGCAGAGUGGUGCUGGACAGAGGAAUGAUGGGAAGGCCCUGCCCCUGGCCACCAGGGUCCAGCCUGGCCCCCGCUGGGUGUUUGCCACACUGGUGUCCAUGGCCUGCAUUGGCGGCAUCCUGGUCGCUGCCAUGACCAUCACCUGCCUGCGUCAUCAUGCCCACCGGCUGGCGGCUAAGAAGCUGGGUCUGGGACCAGAGGGAGGCAGCUUCACCCACCAGGAGUACCAGGACCUGUGUCGCCAGCACAUGGCCUCCAAAGGCGCCUUCGGACGCCUGGAAGCUGCUGCACUCGGCGCUGUGGGAGGAGCCAGCGGUGCAGGAGGAGGAGGUGCUGGUGUUGGGGCAGCGGCAGGUGGAGGUGCCGACUCUAGGGUGAGCAGCGUGUCGUCCCAGUUCAGUGAUGGAGCCCAGCCCAGUCCCAGCUCUCACAGCAGCACGCCAUCAUGGUGCGAGGAGCCGGCCCAGGCCAACAUGGACAUCUCCACCGGUCACAUGAUACUGGCCUACAUGGAGGACCACCUGAGGAACAAGGACCGUCUGAUGAAAGAGUGGGAGGCUCUGUGCUCCUAUCAGGCUGAGCCCAGCGCCGUGUCUGUGGCGCAGAGUGACGCCAACGCCAAGAAGAACCGCUGCCCUGACUCAGUUCCCUAUGAUCACUCAAGGGUGAAGCUGAGAGCGGAGAUCAACCCUUCACGGUCUGACUACAUCAAUGCCAGCACCAUAAUUGAGCACGACCCCCGUAUGCCAGCCUACAUCGCCACCCAGGGCCCCCUGUCGCACACCAUCUCUGACUUCUGGCAGAUGGUGUGGGAGAACGGCUGCACUGUGAUCGUGCUGAUGACGGCUCUGGUGGAGGAUGGAGAGAAACAGUGUGACCGCUACUGGCCUGAUGAAGGCUCAUCUCUCUACCACAUCUAUGAGGUGAACCUGGUGUCAGAGCACAUCUGGUGUAACGACUUCCUGGUGAGAAGUUUCUACCUGAAGAAUGUGCAGACGCAGGAGACCAGGACGCUCACACAGUUUCACUUCCUCAGCUGGCCUGCUCAGGGCAUCCCCACCUCCACCCGCCCUCUGCUGGACUUCCGCAGGAAGGUGAACAAGUGUUACCGUGGCCGUUCCUGCCCCAUCAUUGUGCACUGCAGUGACGGCACAGGCCGGACUGGGACCUACAUCCUGAUCGACAUGGUCCUCAAUCGUAUGGCUAAAGGUGUGAAAGAGAUCGACAUUGCUGCAACUCUGGAGCAUGUCCGCGACCAGAGGCCUGGGAUGGUUGGCACCAAGGACCAGUUUGAGUUUGCACUGACUGCCGUUGCUGAGGAAGUUAACGCCAUCCUCAAAGCUCUGCCCCAGUGAAACCAGUUAGAUCCAGACCAGCCUGCGUCCCCCCAUCCCCCCACACCUCACACCUGACCUUCUCUCUAUGAUGAUGAUUGCCGUGAUGAAGAAUGACACUGUGCUCCUCUUCUUGCCUGUUGCCUUGAAACCUGACAGUGAUUUCACAUAAAAGUAAAAACUAACUAACUAGAGGGAUUAACGCAGUGGCAUAAGCGUGAUGUGUUCAGAGACACUCCAAGGGUCAAAAGUGAGAUGACGUGCCGCCUUCACAGUGGAUCUGAAUGAAAAUGAAACCAGAAACAUGACAAAAAAUAUUUGAGUAAAAUGCAUUAAAAAUGCAUGUCCAUUGGGCUAUUGUGCGAUCCCUCUGGAGUCUAGGUCCAGUUUGUUUUAGUUUAGUAGCUUAGAUUAAACUGACCUUACUGCACAUGCUUGGUACCAUUGUUCAGUCUGACUUAACAUCUUGCCAAACUAACAGAAUAAAGCUGCCAGGAACCCAAAUUACAGCAAACCAUGUACAAACCUUUAGUGAUAUAUAUACUCAAUGUAAUAUUAUAGAUCAGUUCAUGAUUGUAGAAACCAAUGUUUUCAAUGCUAUAUACACGCAAAUGUGGUGGAAAAGUGACUCCCAACUUUUUGUGCCUUUUUCAUUCACAGUCUCUGUGUGCCAUCAUAAAUCACUGAAAAGUUUACAGACAAAAAUGUGUGAAAGUGUCACAUUGGCAUGUCCACCUGCUUGUGUCUACGUGAUGUAGACACAACGUUGUGUUAUUUACUAUACUGUAAAUAAAACAAACAGACAGACUCCAGAGGGUUUAGAAAAGCUGCCAUCAUGCCUAAAAUCUCAGAUGUUCUCACGAAUGCAUCAGACUGCACAUCUUUAUGUUUUCCUCUUAUGUGUGGCUGAAGAUGGCUGAAACUGUUGGUUCUGAUCUCAAUCGAGAAGUAAAGCUAUAGAAAAAGAUUGGAAAGCAUCAAAAAGCUCCAUAAAGAUUAAAUUGUCUGGAUUUUUCUCAUUUCAAGUUGAAAAAGUGUUAAAACCUCAAAAACAUCCAGUCAAAUUUGUGAUGUUUUGCAAGUUAAAGUGAGGUGAUGUUGGAUUGUUCUCCUUGUGACUGACACCUGCAGAAAACACCUGGCUUCUCUUUGUGCCAUUCAGAUCAUGUCUAUAUUGUUGUAUACCUCUUGCAAGUCAGAAAAUGAAAUAAAAAAAAAGAACUGCUACUCUGUGAAAACUUAA
Molecule: messenger RNA, 4199 nt
Organism: Monopterus albus (swamp eel)
Lineage: Eukaryota; Metazoa; Chordata; Actinopteri; Synbranchiformes; Synbranchidae
Gene: ptprnb
Product: protein tyrosine phosphatase receptor type Nb
Exons: 23
Coding region: 170-2977 (935 amino acids)
Biological process (GO): regulation of secretion; insulin secretion involved in cellular response to glucose stimulus; protein dephosphorylation
Cellular component (GO): synapse; secretory granule
Molecular function (GO): protein tyrosine phosphatase activity
Source: RefSeq, a predicted model, not a curated record